AUGUUUAAGAAAAUCAUAUUGGUCCUAUUAAUCGGGUUUCUAGCAUGGGUGUAUCAAGCUGCCCGUUCCCCACCUCCCAGGAUAUGUGGCUCACCAGCCGGUCCACCCGUUACAUCAACACGAAUAAAGCUUAGGGAUGGACGACGUUUGGCCUACAAGGAGCAUGGCGUCCCCAAAGAAAAGGCCAAAUACAAGAUCAUCUUUGUUCAUGGCUUUGGCUGUAGCAGACAUGACUUGGCAUUUGCAACAUCAGUAGAAUUGGGGAUGGCUGAAGGACAAGGGGUCUACUUUGUGUCUUUUGAUAGACCAGGUUAUGGAGAAAGUGACCCAGAUCCAAAACGGACCUUAAAAAGUGUAGCUAUGGAUAUAGAAGAGCUUGCUGAUCAGUUAGAACUUGGAUCCAAAUUUUAUGUAAUUGGAUCAUCCAUGGGAGGACAGCAGGUUUGGGGAUGCCUUAAGUACAUUCCUCAUAGGCUUUCAGGAGCAACAUUAAUUGCUCCGGUUAUCAACUACUGGUGGCCUAGGUUUCCUGCAAAAAUAUCUGCAGAAGCCUACUAUCAGCAAUAUCCACAAGACCAGUGGGCUUUACGGGUCGCUCACUACACCCCUUGGCUCACCUACUGGUGGAACACUCAGAAAUGGUUUCCUGCAUCGAGCGCCAUUGCGCAAAAGCCUAAGUUUUCUCGCCAAGAUUUAGAACUUAUAUCCAAGCUUAGGGGGAUAAAACAUGACAGGGCACACGUGACACAACGAGGAGAAUUUGAGUCCUUACACCGCGACCUGAUGGUUGGAUUUGGGAGUUGGGAAUUCGAUCCUAUGGAUCUUAAGAAUCCUUUCCUUGAUAAUGAAGGCUCUGUCCAUUUGUGGCAAGGCGAUGAAGAUGGCCUUGUGCCUGUUACCCUGCAGCGCCACAUUGCUGAAAAGCUUCCAUGGAUACACUACCAUGAAUUACCAGGUGCCGGACAUCUGUUUUCUAUUGCUGAUGGGGUGAGCGAGGCUAUUUUAAAGGCACUUCUAUUAGGGGAGAAGGAGCCUGUUGAAGAGAUAACUGACUGAUUGGUUCUCUCUCUCUCUCUGAAAAUCAGCUUUGAAAGUAGCAAAAUAAGACACAUGAAGAGGGGAAAAAUAUUACUUAGGAUUGUUCAAAGGAAUUCUAGCUUGCAAAUUCAUUUCUCUUACAACAAACUUUGAGACAUGGAUGCAAGAUUCAAUUUUUAUUUAUCAUGU
Messenger RNA from Ilex paraguariensis (yerba mate), 1227 nucleotides. The record is from the annotation of a GenBank genome assembly. Lineage: Eukaryota; Viridiplantae; Streptophyta; Magnoliopsida; Aquifoliales; Aquifoliaceae.